Molecule: messenger RNA, 1220 nt
Organism: Cicer arietinum (chickpea)
Lineage: Eukaryota; Viridiplantae; Streptophyta; Magnoliopsida; Fabales; Fabaceae
Source: RefSeq, a predicted model, not a curated record
CUCCCUUUCCUUAGUUCUUCACCACUCUCUCACUUAUACACACACAUUCUCUCAAACAAAAAUGCAAAAUCACCCAUUUAUGCUUCUUCCUCAAUCACCAAAAUCCAAACUUUAAACAACCAAUUUCUACCCUAUAUCCCAAACAAACAAAACCCAAACCCCAUCAUUUCCUACUUCCAAAAAAUCCCCCAUUUCCCCCUCAAAAUUCUCAACCUCUCAAAUAUACCUAAAUAAAAAAAAUACAAACUUUAUACCAUCUUAGUUCCCAUCUUCAAUGUGGCCACCAUGGAACAAAUCACCUUCAUCUUCCUUCUCAUGUUCCUCCUUCAAAGACAUUCAAACCCUCAUAAACGAAUCCUCCAAUACCAAACCUAAACCUUCUAUAUUCCACCGAGUCACACUCGCUAACUCGCUCCUCCGAGCCUGGUCAACCCAACCCAAACUAACUUAUUUUCCUUCUCGACACUCACACGAAGAUCCACGCGCCGCGCAAACGCAUCCUCCCACACUCAUUCCCGAUUCACAGCAGCGCGUGGUAAUCUACUUCACGACCCUGCGCGUGGUUCGAACAACAUACGAGGAUUGCAAAACAGUGCGUUCCAUCAUGCGCGGGUUCCGUGUCGCGUUGGAUGAGCGUGACGUGUCGAUGGAUUCAAGUUUUCUUUCGGAGCUUCGUCGGGUUGCGGGUCGUAAAACCGGGUUGACACUACCACGUGUAUUUAUUAACGGGAGAUAUAUAGGUGGGGCCGAGGAGGUGAGGUGGCUUCACGAGAAUGGUGAGCUCAGGAAGCUUCUCGAAGGGUUGCCCGCAGCUGAUUCUUAUUUCCGCGAGUGCCACGUGUGUGGUGAUCAUAGGUUCGUACUUUGUGGGGAAUGCUCUGGUGCGCGCAAGGUGUAUGGGGAGAAGGGUGGGUUCAAGAUUUGUACGGCAUGCAAUGAGAGUGGUCUUAUCAGGUGCAUUUCUUGUUCAUGUUGACCAUGUGCACCUACACAUCAAUUUUUUUUUCAUCACGGUGUCACUAGAAAAUAAAAACGUUUAUAUUUUUCUUUUUGAUAUACUUUCUUGGAUUGUAUUUUGUUUGUAAUUUUGUGGGCAUGUAGGAAAAUGUGUAGACCCAAGAGGUGGAGGUGAAUGCAAUAGGAGUUUUGUGCUUCUAUAUUAAUAUUUCCUCGCAUAUAAACAAAAUUGAACUAAAAAAAGUCAAGGUAUUUAAUUUAAA